Molecule: messenger RNA, 714 nt
Organism: Cryptomeria japonica (Japanese cedar)
Lineage: Eukaryota; Viridiplantae; Streptophyta; Pinopsida; Cupressales; Cupressaceae
Product: probable LRR receptor-like serine/threonine-protein kinase At3g47570
Exons: 3
Coding region: 1-714 (237 amino acids)
Biological process (GO): protein phosphorylation
Molecular function (GO): protein kinase activity; ATP binding
Source: RefSeq, a predicted model, not a curated record
AUGGGAGGAGUAGCAGCUGGGGCAUUUGGCUUAAACAUCAAAAAAAUCUCCUAUGAAGAAAUUGAGCGAGCAACAGCAGGAUUCAGCGACGACAACUUGUUGGGAACGGGAAAUUUUGGAUCCGUAUAUAAAGGGAUUUUGGAUGAUGGCAGUGAAAUUGCUGUGAAGGAUUUUGAUUCAACGAAAAAGAGCGCCUUUAAGAAUUUCAUAGCGGAAUGUAAGGCACUGAGAAAUGUUCGACAUCGAAAUGUGGUUAAAAUUAUAACCACCUGUUCCACCAACACCUUCAAUGGUUUAAUAUUUGAAUUCAUGUGUAAUGGAAGCUUAAAAAGGCAUUUGUAUCAUCCUUCCUGUGAUUUGGGACUGAAGGAACGACUAAACAUAGCUUUAGAUGUAGCUCAUGCCAUCGAAUAUCUUCAUCAUCAGUGCGAUGAGCAAAUAGUGCAUUGUGAUAUAAAACCAAAGUAUGGGAUGAGUGGCAGGGUUUCUACUGCAGGAGAUGUUUAUAGCUAUGGCAUUUUGUUAUUGGAGAUGCUAACAGCAAAGAGGCCCACUAACCCCAUGUUUCAGGGGGAUUUGACCCUCCGCAAGUGGGUGAGUAAUGCAAUUCAAGAUCAAAUGUUUGAUGUAGUCGACCAAAGGUUGGGUGUCGAUGUAAAGUUUGAUGGCAACCCAAAUAUAUUUGCAUUCACGAAUGCAAUUGAAUUGUUAUGA